Microthlaspi erraticum is the source of this 1413-nucleotide messenger RNA. NCBI's taxonomy places the organism in Eukaryota, Viridiplantae, Streptophyta, Magnoliopsida, Brassicales, Brassicaceae. The record is from the annotation of a GenBank genome assembly.
AUGGAGAAAUCGUCUAAUGGCGACAGAGAUCACUGCUCGAUCAGUGACAAUAUCUACCCUUCAGCUCCGGCUCCUCUUAAACAGCCUUUCGUGAUCGGUGUCGCCGGAGGAACCGCCUCCGGGAAGACGACGGUCUGCAACAUGAUCAUGUCUCAGUUACACGAUCAACGCGUCGUGCUUGUGAACCAAGAUUCGUUUUAUCAUUCGCUCAGCGAGGAAAAACUGAAGAACGCUCGCGAAUACAAUUUCGAUCAUCCUGACGCAUUCAACACGGAGGUUCUGCUUUCGUGUAUGGAGAAGUUAAGAUCUGGAGAGCCAGUGAACAUCCCGAGUUACGAUUUCAAAAUCCACAAAAGCAUCGAAUCGGCAAGUCCGGUUAAUCCCGCUGACGUAAUCAUCUUAGAAGGAAUACUUGUUCUUCACGAUCCUCAAGUCCGUGAUCUCAUGAACAUGAAGAUCUUCGUCGACACAGAUGCUGAUGUACGUCUCUCAAGAAGAAUACAGCGUGAUACAGUCGAGAGAGGAAGAAACAUCCAAAACGUUCUUGAACAGUAUACGAAGUUUGUGAAGCCGAGCUUUGAUGAAUAUAUCCAGCCGUCGAUGAAAUAUGCUGAUAUAAUCAUUCCUAGAGGAGGAGACAAUGAUGUUGCGAUUGAUCUCAUCGUGCAACAUAUCCGUACGAAGCUGUGCCAGCACAAUCUCUGUAAGAUAUAUCCGAACAUCUUCAUCAUUUCUUCUACCUUCCAGAUCAAAGGAAUGCACACUCUUAUCCGCGACAUUAACACCACAAAGCACGAUUUCGUCUUCUACGCUGACCGAUUGAUUCGGCUGGUUGUGGAACAUGGACUUGGUCAUCUUCCUUUUACUGAGAAACAGAUAACCACUCCAACAGGGUCAGUGUACACUGGAGUCGACUACUGCAAGAGAUUGUGUGGCGUCUCAGUUAUCAGAAGUGGAGAAAGCAUGGAGAAUGCUCUAAGAGCCUGCUGCAACGGAAUCAAGAUUGGUAAAAUUCUCAUCCACAGAGAGAAUAACGAUGGUCGUCAGUUAAUAUAUGAGAAGCUACCAAAAGAUAUCUCAAGCAGACAUGUCUUCCUACUUGACCCUGUUCUAGCUUCAGGAAACUCUGCAGUGAAAGCUAUAUCAUUGCUUAUAAGCAAGGGAGUUCCAGAAUCACAUAUCAUCUUUCUCAACCUUAUAGCAGCACCACAAGGGAUUCACGCGCUCUGCAAGAAGUAUCCAAUGGUGAAGAUCGUGACUUCGGAAAUCGACGCUUCACUGAAUGAAGACUCGCGUGUGAUUCCAGGAAUGGGAGAGUUUGCAGACCGUUACUUUGGUACAGACAAUUACAUUAACUCAAAGAUAUCAACCUGGUCUGGAAAUCUCAAACUGUCCUCUUCUAUAGGUUCUUAA